GAAUGGGGCUGUAUAGCCUGGUGUUGCCAAUGAUAAGCAUGGCUCACGACAUUGCGCCUGCGCCGUUCCCACACCGGCCACAUUCAACUCUCCUCUCCAAAGCUCUCGAACGAUCGAAUGGACGGACAACGUCACCCACCCUCUCCAGCCUCCAAGGAGGAUUCCCAGCGGCCUAGUAGGCCCCAGCAACAGGCCUACUCUGUUUUUACAAAAAACGAAAAGCGAUGGAUCGUCUUCCUUAUCGCAUAUGCGGGGUCUUUCUCUCCCCUCAGCAGCUUUAUUUACUACCCGGCUUUGCACUCUCUGGCUGAAGCUUUGAGUGUAUCGCUACAACUGGCGAACCUUACCAUAACUUCGUACAUGAUCGUUUCCGGCGUUGUACCUUCACUGCUUGGCGACAUGGCGGAGAGUCUAGGCAGGAGACCUCUCUAUCUGGGUGCCCUUUUCGUUUACACCGCCGCAAAUGUGGGCCUGGCAGCUCAGAGUUCGUACUGGGCUCUUUUGUUUCUCCGCAUGUUACAGAGCGCCGGUUCAAGUGGGACUAUUUCGUUUGGCUAUGCGGUAGUAAGCGACAUCGCCACUCCGGCGGAGCGGGGAGCUUUUGUUGGGGCUGUCCUUCUCGGUCUCGGGCCUGUGUUAGGGGGCAUUCUCGUACAAUAUGCAGGCUGGCGCUGGAUUUUCUGGACGUUGACGAUCAUGUCCUCUCUCUGCCUCUGCAUAUUGAUGGUGACCCUUCCCGAGACCGCUCGGAACAUUGUUGGCGACGGCAGUACGAAGCCUAAUCGCCUUAUGAACCUAUCGUAUAUCGGGUGGUUAAAGUCCAGGAAGCACGGCCACGGGACAACAAUGACCGCAUCAACACGACAUCCUUUUCGGGUCCCCAGCUUGAAGCCGUGUUUCAAAGUCAUCUGUUGCAAACACAAUGCAUUAAUCAUGUUGAUAAACGGCAUCUUCUAUAUGACUUACUGUUGUGUCCAGGCCUCACUUUCAACUCUCUUUAUCUCUCUAUAUGGCUUCAAAGAGGUACAGGCAGGCUUGGUUUAUCUUCCUUUUGGCGUGGGUUGCGUGUUAGCCUCUUACACUUUACGCCGUGUCAUGAAUUGGGAGUACCACUCGGUCGCUCGGAGCGCUAACUUCGCAGUCGAUCGGCUGCGAGGCGACGACUUGCUGUCGUUCCCGAUUGAAAAGGCUCGACUUCGCGCGACUUAUAUAUAUACAACGAUAAUGGCGGUGACAACAAUAGGAUACGGAUGGACACUGGAAGUGCGCUCGCAUUUUGCGAUUCCCCUUGUACUUCAGUUCUUCAUUGGCGCUUCUAUCACCGCGGUUUUCAACGCGUGCGGGACGCUUCUUGUCGACGUCAAUCCAGAUCGCCCCGCGACAGCUAGCGCAGCCGCAAAUCUGUUCAGGUGCUCGCUCGCCGGAGCUGGCCUAGCCGCCGUGGACGCUUUGAUCAAUGCCGUAGGGCUAGGCUGGUCCUUCACAAUCUUCACCGCCAUUUCAUUAUUAACGGUACCAAUGGCAAUUAUCCUGCAACAAUUUGGCAUGCGUUGGAGGCAAAAGAGGGCGGAAAGAGCAACGAGAAUCGAUCAAUCACUCGGAGGCUAAGUGCCAUGCAAUUCGACCCG
Trematosphaeria pertusa is the source of this 1628-nucleotide messenger RNA. Its product is annotated as putative major facilitator superfamily transporter. Bases 118 to 1608 code for a protein of 496 amino acids. Gene Ontology annotation, cellular component: membrane. The record is from RefSeq and is a predicted model, not a curated record. Lineage: Eukaryota; Fungi; Ascomycota; Dothideomycetes; Pleosporales; Trematosphaeriaceae. The transcript is spliced from 7 exons. Gene Ontology annotation, biological process: transmembrane transport. Gene Ontology annotation, molecular function: transmembrane transporter activity.